Messenger RNA from Somion occarium, 1428 nucleotides. The record is from the annotation of a GenBank genome assembly. Lineage: Eukaryota; Fungi; Basidiomycota; Agaricomycetes; Polyporales; Cerrenaceae.
GGGCGUUACACGCUCCGUUCUGCUUUACCACCACUUCCAACAUUCAACCUGAAAUUCUGGCUCACUGUGUCUACUGAGCGAUAUGCACGAUGACGGAGAAACAUCACCGAGCACUUUGCGACAACUCCCUUCACUUGUCGCUCUUUGCCAACGAAGUAUUGGCAAUCUCGAAUGUAGAAAGGCUAACCUCUUUAGGCGUUGACUUCCGUUUUGAUCUCGUCCGACCCAUAUUGCAGCAUUGUUCCGCCGAAACGCUGUCGAGGCUCGAGCAAGCCACUCCUCAUCUUGCUCAGGACACAUCAGAUCUUUGGCAAGCACUAUGUUUCCAAGUAUACCCCCUUCUCGCUCAGCAGCAGUACUCGGAUGAAGCACCGGAAUCAUGGAGAGAUGCUUACUUUGUUCUACGAGAUCUAGAAGCUGAGAGACUAGAGGCCGCAGGAACACGGCUACGUAUUCAACGAGAAAAGGAAGAAUUACGCAAAAAGGAAAGUCAAAUCAAGCUGACUGACCGGCCACCGCCUCAGAAACGAUCCCGCGGCUGGGGUUCUUCUCAACCGAAGUCACUGCUCCAGAAGACCAGGUCGGAUGCGGCCAAAAUGCACAAAGGCUUAUAUGGUUCGCCGCUGAUGGCACCUAUGUCAACUCUCAAAACCUAUCGACCUGUUUCGAGUGCGACUAUGAUCACGGCGACUCCUACUCCCUCCUCUGCUGCUAGAACGUCUAGUAGUACACCUGGUAGUCAUGUCACCGUUACAGCUGUUACGCGCCCGUGUCUUAAGCCUUUGAAACCGCCUAAUACCGCUGCUAUCUCUCAUUCACCUGUGAAGCAUACUCCCGUGGCAAAGGCUUCAUCGAUUCAUUCGAAUAGCCAUAACCUCAAGUCAGUCACAUCUGCUCCUGAAUCGCAACGACCUAUUGAGCGUCGUCCGAUCAAACCACCGGCCGCCAAGAAGGAUCCUAUGGCAGCCCUCUUCUUGCCAAAGAACCGUAUUGCUUCUCAGCUCCCACCUACGUCUAAUGCCAAGCCCCGACCCUGACCCUGAAAUCCGGCUAUAUAGCGGCUUUCCCUUGCUUCCACUCAUUUAUCGCAUAUCUUUCGCUCUGGUUUCCAUCGUCUCCAGGAUUACCCACUACAUUAUCUAGUAGCCUUCAGUAUCCCAUUUCUGGUUUAACGACUACGACAUCAGAUUACCCUCAAUGAUUCCCUGUAGUGUAGAUUAUUGCUUAUUAUUCAAGGUAAUGACGGACAUACGUGUGUACAUCGGAGAGUGGUAGUCAGUUCACUGUAUUUCUGCACAGGAUUCUCAUACAUCACAUUUGCUAGGUCGUGUCCUGAGAGACUUCCAGCUAUUCGGACCCUCCUGGUGUUAACAUGGCGCACAAGACAAGUCGGGUAUGAACCCCUUGAGUUAACAUAAUUAUGCUCUC